Acaulospora colombiana is the source of this 396-nucleotide messenger RNA. NCBI's taxonomy places the organism in Eukaryota, Fungi, Glomeromycota, Glomeromycetes, Diversisporales, Acaulosporaceae. The record is from the annotation of a GenBank genome assembly.
AUGUUGUUAAAACGUACACUUUUCGCUGCUUUUAUAGCCUUUUCUCUACUCGCGUCAUGUCUCAAUGCAGAACUCGGUGACCAAGCAGUUGUCGAUUUAUCGAAUAAAAUUAAAGGCCAAAUUAAAUUUACGGAAGUGAAAGAAAAAGAAAACACUGCCUAUUAUGCUGGAAAAUUUACGAAAGGCAUCAAUAAAAAGAAUCUCAGGAAAUGGUCUAUCAAAAUUGGAGAUCUUUACGCAAAAUCCUUUUCUGAAUUGAAUAUAGAAAUUGAGGGACAUGGUACCAAAGUUUUUCAAUCCUUUACCGAUUUAAAAUUUGAAGAAAUCAUCGGCACACAACUCUCGGUUUUGUACAAUGGUGAAAUGAUCGAUUAUGGAAUAAUAAAUCGUAUUUGA